UGGAAUGCGCUUUACACAGUCACGUUAAAGAAGACUAUUACAUGGGCAUAAUCGAUCUCGGAAAACGAACCGCCUGGCGACUGUUUAUAGAGUCGAAAAACGCUUUUGAAAGGAAGUAGUCAGAAGUUAUUUUUUUGUCUUUCUUUCUCGUAAUUUCAAUUUAUAACUAUCCGAAGUUUAUAAGAAAGCAAAUACUUUACAUGAGACUGAAUUACAGUCACUAAAAGUCCGAUACAUGAAACAGAAAGCUUAAAAUAAUGUGAAAUCAAGCUAACAGGUAUCUUGUCACCGAAUUAUCACAAAAAAAAAGUUUUACAGUAUUUCUAUAGUAUUUUGUCACAAAAAAUUCUUCUGAAGCAUUCUAAACACUCAGUGUCAUGAUUACAAGAAGAAAUGCAAAGACUACCUUUGCCCGAGAGGAAACAUAAGUGAUAAGACCAGAUAACGGAGGAGAAUAUUUAACAUUGACAGUAAGGUCGACAUUUCCACGUAAAAGCAUGAACAAAUCGACCAUGGUGCAACAGCACAGGGGUUCGCCGCGGCUUCAGGUUCUGAGGCUGUGGGCUGUCAGCGGCAUCCAGGAGAGCGUGGAAAUGAUCUCCCGAGCGUGGCUAGCGGAGAAGUUUAUUUCUCCUUUUCUGUGUCGCGUUUCGGUGAAGGACAACCUCUGGUGCAUGGUUCCCUCUCUGACUGAGGCCUCGAUGCGUCGCGUGCCAGCCGAGGAGUGCUCGUUCAACCCCUGGUGCGGCGCCCUAAUCCACCAGGACACGGCGCCGCCCCUCCUGACCCGCUUGACGGUGCUGUGGACGGCGCUGCUGGUGUCCCUCGUGUUCAUCUGGGCGCCGAGGAUCCUCACCUACCACCCGACGAACCCCUGCCUCAUCUGGCUCAGGCGCCAGACACCGCGACACGUGUUGCUGCUGGCCGCUGGGGGCGCUGUCCUUCAGCUGGUGUUGGAGCACUUGAUCCUGCCUGCUCUUCUGCCGCCCACGCGCCUCCUCACCCAUACCGUGUCCUUGUUCGCCUUCUGCUUCGCCAGUACAAUCACCACCGCCGUCCUGAUCGCGCGCCCGAGGGAGAAAGAGGCGUAUAGAACCCAUUCUCUCGGGGAACGGACUCCGGUGUCGAUAGGGUUGACCACUGACCCCCAGGGAGUGUUGAGGGACGUCGGUGAGGAUAAACUGCCUUGACUUAGACUCAUGUUGCAUUGUUUUCAGAAUAUAAUUACCUCAUUUCAGCAUUAAUGAUAUGCAUGGGGUUAUCUUCCGUCAUCUUCACUGCCAUUUAUGUGCAAAACAGGAUCUAAUAGCAAAGAAAAUCCUGUGUUAUGGAGCAUAAUAUUUAUAUUUUCAUAAAUCAAUAAAGUAAUAAGGUAA
Messenger RNA from Penaeus indicus, 1376 nucleotides. RefSeq lists its product as uncharacterized. The record is from RefSeq and is a predicted model, not a curated record. Bases 498 to 1190 code for a protein of 230 amino acids. NCBI's taxonomy places the organism in Eukaryota, Metazoa, Arthropoda, Malacostraca, Decapoda, Penaeidae. The transcript has 4 exons.